AUGAAUGAAUUUAACGAUUUCAAAUAAUUGCGUUAAAAUUACUCAAAUGCUUUGGAGAAAAAUAUUCAAAAACUUCAAGGCAGACUAAAGGCUCUGAAUAAUAAUAUCAUAAACUCUACAUCAGCUUAAAAAAUAACAAUGACGAAGAAUCCAACAGAAGUGAAAUCAUUAAGAUCAUCUUGCUUAUUUACGGACAAUAAUUUGGCAUCACCAACCGACAGAUUUGAGAAUAGUCAAGUUUUUGCUAAUUUUAAUCGAUACAAUAGUCUGGAUGUCCCUUAAGCGAGUCAAGGGGUUUAGUAAGGCAAGCAAUCACCAGAUGUUUUUGAAAAUAUUUUUUUGAAAUAAUCGUAUAUCCCUUACGAAUAGAAAUAAAUAAAAUAGGCAAAUAAAACAAAGCAAAAAAACACACAGAGUAAUACUUUGAAGAUAACAAAAAAAGCAGAAAAAAAUCAUUAUCUGAGCAAUUAGAUGAAUAGUUAAUCAUUGUAGAAUAUUAAGAAAAAAGAUGAUAUUUCGUAAGAUAAAACCCUCAAAAAGAAUCCAGAGAAAAAGAAAGCACUAAUUGUCCCUGCUGCUUAACAAAAGACAAAAAAUACAUCGCGUUCCCCAUAGAAACAAAGAGUAAAACAGAAUAAGCAACAAACUCCAUAAUAAAAUCUACAGAAACCAUUGCUUAAUGAAAUUUUGAAAAAGUUUGUUUCGUCUAAAACUAGUUUAAGCAGAACAGUAUCUAAAUCCAAGUCUAAAUCUAAGUCAAAAUCGAAAUCUCCUGAAAAAGAAUCUACUUCUUUUAAAAAGAAACACAAAUCUAGAUCCAGAGAGCAAGCCAUUCAUCAUUAUAAUGAACAAAUCACAUCUUAAUUUAGUCCAACACAAGAGAAAUUUUAGAUGAGAAACAUCGAGUACUCUCCCAGUCUUCUUCGGUAGGUGAGAACAUUGAGUAAAAAGAAGGGAAGGAGCAAGCAGAAACAAUAGUAAUAACAAUAGCAAUAACAAUAAUAAUAAAUAACUAAUCCUAGUCCUAAUAAGGUGUCAGAGAUACACACUCUAAGGUUGAAGCAUUUAUUGAGAGACAAAUCAAACAAGCAGGACAAAAAGAUAAGAGCUUAAAUACGGACUACAGAAUCACCUAUUCAAAUUAAGAAUUACAAAUUAGAUGUAUUAAAAUAGUGUUUAUGUUAAGGUUCCUUAAAUUAAAAGUCUUGAAGAUCAGCCAAAGGAUGACUCGAAGCCAAGUUCUGUAAGACUCAAUACUUUGUCAAUUUAAAGAUCUGACGAGAAGGAUAACAGUGUGUUGAUGAAUAUCUUUCAGGAAUUGAAGAAUUUAUCCGAGGAUCAGAUUCAAUAAUUUUAACAAAUAUUAAAGCAGAUUAGAGUUGAAAGAAAGGAUGAGGAAUUGUAAACUUCAAUUUCUGAUUUGAAUUAAGCUGUGGACAAUUAAAAAGCAAACAAUUAAUCAAAUUAAAAGAAUAAUAUUAUAGAAACUCAUUUGAAGAUGGCAUUUGAGGAGUUCCCUAAGAAAUCACAUGCAUCAUCUCCAAUGUCGAAUAGCAGUUUCAUUUUUAAGAAGGAGUUCUUGACUAAUUCUUAAAUAGAGGAGAUAUGUCAACAAAGGGAGAAGGUAUUUAAUAAUCAUAUCAACUAGAGCAUAAAAUUAAGAGUCAAUAGUUAGAUGUAGGCAUUUUAGACGUUGUUGCAGUAAUAGAAAAUAUCUCCCAGAUCGUUUCAUCACAAUAAACAAUUGGUGUAAUCUUGGUUCUCAAAGUAAGCCGAUUAAUUGUAGAAAUUCAAAUCGGAAUUGCAGAAGGUGUAAAAGUAAUCAAAUACUUUGUUGAAGAAGACUGAACAGGAUGUGAUUAUUGUGAAGGACUUGAAAAAAGACUAGAUGCUUGUGUUGUCUUAGUUAUGUAUGUAUUGGCACUUUAAUAGUUAGAAUAAAUUUCAUUUGAUUAAUCUGAAAUUAAGGACGAGAGUUUCUUGGAUCAAUCGGAUCUUUAAUUCAGUAUUCCGAAUUCCCCCAAAAUAGUAACUCCAAAUACUAAAUUUUUGAAUUAAAUUUAAGAUAAAAAUGAAAUGAAAUUAGCUUAAUAAUAACCACUAUUAUAAUAGAAGUAGAAUUAAUUUUCAAAACCAUUUUAGUAAGAAACAAAAAAAAAGGAUUUUGAAAUUUCAACAUUCAAUGAAGAACUCUUUUUUGGAAAUUAAAUUGCAAGACCUUUGUAGGUAUCACCCAAUAAUGAAUCCAAAUAAGUAAUAACAGAUUAUCGAGAACCGUAGGUGCAAAUCUAUGGUUUGAAUUAAGCUUUGAGAGUGGAGGAGGAGACAGAAAAGAUCCUAGAGCAAUUAGUAGAUGAAGCAUCGAACAGUUUGAAUAAAAUAGAAUUGAUUCAAUAAUAUGCUUAUCAAACCAAUGCAGGAAUCCUUACAAACUUGGGAGUCAUAAACAACUUCAUAAAUUUGAUGUGCUUUGCUAUAUUAGGUACUCAAUUGAAAUCUAAUGAUUUAGAAAACAAUCAGGAGGAAUUUCUGAAGAGAAUGAACACUCCCUAUGGCAGAAAACCCAUAAGUAGAUUGAGAUAAUUACAUGGUUAGGACGAUUUCGAAGAUCAUCAUGAAGUUUAACCACUUUACUAAAUAAGUUAUAAAAGAAAUCUAUCAUAGAACAAGUUAUGGAAACUCAAAAUUAGUAUGAAAAAAUUCACAACUAGGCCAUAUUUGAUGCUUUCAAUGAAGCCUUGAAUACUCUGAGACCCUUCUACCAAGACGAAGGAAUUCCCUACCCUUGGUGCAUCGAAACCAAUAUUUCUCAAAGAAUCUGUUAUGGAAUUGAGGACAUAACGAUUAUUUUAGAGAGAGCUAGAUAGAAGGUGUUUGACUGGUCAAAGACUUUGUGUGGUAUUGAAUGAGCAUUUAAGAAUGAUUAGGAUUGUUAUCUGACGAGAUUCCUGUGAUAUCGGUUAGACAAUUGAAUUAUGAGUAACUCAUAAUUAUGUAGGAAUGCCAAGGUAAUGAUUCAUUGGCUUACAUCAAUGAGGAGAGGAUACAGAGUUGUCUCUAGAUAGAAGUAUGAUGUAUUAAGAGAUGUGAUUAGUUGUAAGAGGGUGAAAGAAAGUGGUCACAGAUUACAUAGGAGUACUCUGAAGUUUUGAUGGAGAUAGCAGAUUACCUAUUUGAAGAGUUGACUGAAGAAAUGGUCGUUGAGGUUUUUAUGAAAUGA
Messenger RNA from Paramecium octaurelia, 3220 nucleotides. The record is from the annotation of a GenBank genome assembly. Lineage: Eukaryota; Ciliophora; Oligohymenophorea; Peniculida; Parameciidae.